Molecule: messenger RNA, 1926 nt
Organism: Saccharomyces cerevisiae S288C
Lineage: Eukaryota; Fungi; Ascomycota; Saccharomycetes; Saccharomycetales; Saccharomycetaceae
Gene: YBP2
Product: Ybp2p
Exons: 1
Coding region: 1-1926 (641 amino acids)
Biological process (GO): cellular response to oxidative stress
Cellular component (GO): cytoplasm
Source: RefSeq, marked reviewed
AUGUACAACGAGCAGGUGAACUCUGGAAAGUCUAUAAAAGAAAAGGAACGUUAUUUGGAUGCCCUAUUGAAAAUACUUAAGGAUAAUCCAGUUACCUUAAAGGAAAUUGGCUGGGAUCUGCCAAAGGGUUUAUUGCAGUUUUUCUCACGCAAAAACAUCAAUGUCAAUAUACAUCUAGUUUUUAGUCCCCUUGUUUCUAGUGUGAUGGAAUGCUUCAAUGAGCUAGCCAUCAAUGGAAAUCCGAAAGAAUGCUUGUUGACCGCUUGCGAAUUGGUGUCAACACUCCAUAUAGUCUUAACUGAAACUGGCGACUCCGAUGAAGAGAAUGAAGAUUUAAAUGACUCCAAUAGAAAUGAUGCGUCAAACAUUACUGAUGAGCUGUCAGUUAUCACUCCGGAGAUUGGGCACUAUAUGGCCAAAAAUACAGUAGAAUUCAUUCCAAAUUUGAAAAUUUACGUUCUCUUUGAAUUUAUGAGUUUAUUGUUGAAACGUGUGGACACUUUAUAUCCAUCUAAAUUUCUAGCCAUGGUAACUUCUGCAAUUAUUAAGUAUGUAACAACCAACGUUCAGGCUAUGGAUGAUCCACACUUUAUUUUGCGCAUAGUGUACAAUUUUUGUACUAAUUACUCUCCAGCUCAACCAUCUGCUAGUCUGACCGAUGGUAUUAGUACAAACGAUCUUGAAAAAAUUCAUGAUGAUGAAUCUGCCUUACAGAAAAAACUACUGGCUAAUCUGAGCGUAUUCGUGAUUAGCAACUGCCUAAAAAAUCAUCCAGGUAAUAUUGACAAGAUAUAUUUCAAAACAUUGAUGCAUAAAAAAACAGAUGAAAAUGAAAUCGAUGCUUCAGUUUUACAGAUAUGCCACCAAUACUACGAGUAUGUCACAUCAUUGGAUGUCCACAUGAAAGAACUUUUAGAAAAGUGCCUGGUAGAAUCAAGAAGCAUCUAUAACUCUCUUCUCAUGAACCCGGCCGCUUCCACGCCCGAAUUCAAAGAAGAAAUUAACCAACUAGUAUAUGAGGUAUCUUACGCAUAUCAAAUCAAGAAACUAGCUGACGAAAAGAACUUAGAGCUGGACCAAUAUGGAGUUGUGAUUCUAUCUGCAAUACAUUAUUCUAAAAAUGGUACUCACUUAUUGCCGCAAAUUGAUAUCCAAAGCGCAAUUUACCUCUAUCUACGGUGUACGACAGCUUCUUUAUUUUCAGAAAUAUACGAAAAUAAGUUUUUGGAAAGUUCAGUACGCUACUGGCUAUGGGUAUCCACAACCGAGACUUCCACAGAGAAAAUAAAGUGUGCCUUACAAGAACUUCCAGGGCACAUUACCACGGCCUUUUUGCAGAUGUUACUGAUGAAAACUUGCAAUGAAUCUAAUAACGACACUAAGUUGACCGAAAUUACUCUUCUGAGGAGGUUACUCUAUCUCAUGCCCGAAAGCACAUCUUUUACGUUCAUCUUUGAAACUCUACUACAUUGUCCAUAUAUAACUGCAAAGAUUGCUGUUCUUGACAUUCUAAGAGAUAUGAUGAUUAGAUCUCCUGAGGCUGCUAAUCGUGACGAAACUGUCGGUUUAAUCGAACAACAGAAUCCUGGGAAUACCGCUAAUAGUGUACCGAUAAUGCCAACUCUACCUCCAAGACCUUACAUCACUAUUAAUGAAGAUCGCAUGGCUUCCAUUCAUAGCAUUGCUUUAAUAUGUUUUUCUGCCGCCAAGCAAAAGAAAAGAACGCAAGGUGAUUUACUCUUGGUACUAACAUAUAUGAAAUUUUUUGUUAGUUUAAGGAACAAAUGGGAUUUGGGUCUGUUAACACUCAUCAAUAAAGAAAUCUCCGAAUCAUUUCAAGGAGAAGGUGAGCCUGAAUUAGCAUUCAUCAACAUUUCCAAUAAUACUCUGGGAGAAUAUAUAGAAGAGAUGAACAUACGCUCGUAA